AGGACGACGUUGGGAUGCUUGCGUGUCUGUGUGGUGCCAACCAGACAUACAGUGAAGUGGAGUGGCAGCAAUGUUGCCUGGUGUUGGUGUGUUUGGCACAGGGAGUACGGCACGGGUGCUAGUUCCUUUGCUGCGGGGGGAAGGGUUUGAGGUACACGCGCUCUGGGGGAGGAGCGAGGAGGAGGCAAGCUCCCUGGCGCAAGAGCUGGGCAUUCUGUUUCACACCAGCCAAUCGGACGAUGUCUUAUUGCACCCUGAUGUUGACCUGGUCUGCAUCUACAUCUCACCCCCACUCACACGGCAGAUUGCAGUCAAAGCCCUGGGGAUAGGUAAAAAUGUGGUAUGUGAGAAGGCUGCUACUGCUGUGGACGCGUUCAAGAUGGUGACUGCUGCGCAAUACUACCCCCAGUUGCUGAGCAUUGUGGGUAAUGCUCUGCGCUUCCUCCCAGCGUUCGUAGCAAUGCAGCAGUUGCUGGCAGAGGGAUACGUGGGUGAGCUGCAAGUGUGCGAUUCCCGUGUCUAUGGUCCCAGUCUGCUCGAUCAAUCAUACGGCUGGACCUGCGAGGAGCUGAUGGGGGGUGGCGGGCUCCACACGGUUGGCUCUUCCCUCGUGGACCUUCUGAGUCACCUGACGGGAGCACGGGCGGUGCGGGUGCACGGCCUUCUCCGGACGUUCGUGGGGCAGAAUGGAGCAAUCCACGGGAUCCGCUGCGUCACCAGCGAUGACUUCAGUUUCUUCCAGAUGCUGAUGGGAGGGUCUGCUUCUGGUAGAGGGGUAGGGACUGGGACUGGGUCAGGAGUGUGCUGCACUGUGACUCUGAACUUCAACAUGCCGGGGGCCUUUGUCCACGAGGUGAUGGUUGUUGGGUCAGCAGGGAGGCUGAUUGCCAGGGGGACAGAGCUGUAUGGGCAGCGCAAUGGAGGGAAAGAGGAAGAGCUGCUGCUAGGGGACAGCGGAGGGACGGGACAAGAGGUCAAGGAUGUCCCCCUGCCACACCUGCGGGGGCUAGGCUCCAUGGUUACGGCUCUAAAAGAUGCUUUCCAGGCACAGGAAGAGCGUCGGUUGUGGGCGCGGGGGCCGGUUGCUAUGGCGUCGACGUUUGAGGAUGGGCUGUAUGUGCAGACGGUGGUGGAGGCGGUGACACGGUCAAGCCGCAGCGGAGAGUGGGAAAGUGUGGAGGUCAUGACUCAGGAACCAGAUCCCAACCAAAACCUCUGUGAGGUGCUGCUGAUAAACAAGAACUGAGUACUCAUUUAUAUACACACACACACUAAUAUAAAUGACCUACAGACAGCCUCUAUGGCCUGUCCUGAGGAGACUGUCCCCUAUCAACCACUACCCUGUGUCUGGCGACCUCUUCCGUGCAUCAGGGCCACACUCAAAGCCACAGCAUCCUGCCCUGCAAGAAGCCACAGGCAGGCAGACUGGUGGGCACACCUUCUACUGGAUGUGAACUCUUCUUCUCAGCAGAGUUUUUGUGUGUGCGUUUUUACAUUUUCCAGACAAUCCAACCCUAGUUCACCUUACCAACACACAUUCCUAUCAAAUCAGUGAACACCUUGAAGGAGGAAGUGUUUAGUAUUCAUGCUACCGUUUCUCACAGUGCCUCACUACUUCUGCCGAUGAAAGAAAUGUUUGGAGUUGUUUACCUACAUGUCACAGAUGAAAUGUUGGGUUUUCUCUUACACAAAUGUGUAUUAUACACAUACAAAACAUACUAUUUAAAAGUAACUAACUUACUAACUCAUGAAUUUCAUAAAAAAAUCUAACUUUACAACUUCUUGUAGAGUUUACAAGAUGAUGCGUAUCAUCAUCAUCAGACUGCCAUCACAGCAGAGUUACUCAUAUGCAAUCCCCCUUGACUUUCCGUUAAUUAUUAUUUGAUGUGUAUAUUUGUAUUUUUUUAUUAAUUGAUUCUUGAUCCCAUUUUCCAUAUCAGCAUCUCUUGCAUUGAUAAAAUGCCACUACAACCCUGUGCUGUGUGCAAGCCUGUGAAUAGAAUGUGUCUGACCUAUAUGGUGGAAAGACUACUGUAUUUAUUUCAUUUUUACUUUUGCGUUUUUACUAAGAAAGACUGUUUUAUUGAAUUAGUAUGUGUUCAGCAAGUGGAAAUCUGUCUGAUAAGCUAUAAGAUGUUUGUUAAUGGUGUAAUAUUCAUAUGUGUAAACAUACUGAAUUAUAAUUGGAUGCAUUUUACCGCCGUAUCAUACUGUGCUAUGAUUGGUUAAGACCACCCAGAGGGUUAGGUCAUGGUCAGUUGAUCAUGGUUGGAGAUAAGUGAACAUGCAGUUGUAGCUAGCUAAUAAAGAGCUACGUUAAGAAAUAACAUGUAGUACUGCAUUUUAUUAUUUUGUACGAAGCGUACAAAACAAGACAAAUGGAUAUUUAUAUUUUGUUUUAAGUUAUUUCAGUUUUACUUGGUGUUAUCACUGUUACACAAAAUAACUGUGAUUUUAUUUUCAGGGGAGUGGACAGAGGCUGUGAAAACACCGUGCAAUCCUGUCAGCUCCCAAGUUAAUAUCUGACUAGUA
Oncorhynchus keta (chum salmon) is the source of this 2532-nucleotide messenger RNA. Its product is annotated as glucose-fructose oxidoreductase domain-containing protein 2-like. Gene Ontology annotation, molecular function: nucleotide binding. Lineage: Eukaryota; Metazoa; Chordata; Actinopteri; Salmoniformes; Salmonidae. The transcript has 2 exons. The record is from RefSeq and is a predicted model, not a curated record. The coding region runs from base 71 to 1246 and encodes 391 amino acids.